Lactuca saligna is the source of this 633-nucleotide messenger RNA. NCBI's taxonomy places the organism in Eukaryota, Viridiplantae, Streptophyta, Magnoliopsida, Asterales, Asteraceae. The record is from the annotation of a GenBank genome assembly.
AUGAUGGAGAAGGAAAGGUUUCUGAUAACAAAGGAGAUGGAGAGUGUGUGCAAUAAAAGGGUGGCGCCAGUUGUUGUUUCCGGUGGACCUAAAAACAGAAACACCAUCGCAUAUGAUCUGGCAAGUUCAUCACUUCUCACCUUUGUUUUACUUCAUCUGGUUGUUUCUUGGCUUCUUGCCAUGGAUUUGAAGUUCACAAUCAGUGGGACUGUUGAUAUAUUGGGCUUCUUCAUCACAAUUCGAACUACCUGUUCACAAACACACUUUACAAAACAACAGGCAUUAGCACAAGCGCAUAUGGGCAGAGCGAGGUCUAUGUAAAAGCUAGAAUAUUGAAAGAUGGAGUAUGUAUUUGCAAUCAUUAGUCCUAUUGUUGAAUCAUUAAUGGUUCCUGUCAAAAAACAGUUAGGUUAUCUCUUUUCCUCCACAAAACAUGUUAGGAGCAUGAAUAUUGAAAGAUGGGGUUUGUAUAUGUAAUCAUUAGUCCUAUUGUUGAAUCAUUAAUGGUUCCUGUUAAAAAACAGCUAGAUUAUCUCUUUUCCACCACAAAACAUGUUAGGAGCAUGAAUAUUGAAAGAUGAAGUUUGUAUCUGCAAUCAUUAGUCCUAUUGUUGAAUCAUUAAUGGUUCCUGU